This is a messenger RNA of Pistacia vera, 1521 nucleotides long. Its product is annotated as zinc finger BED domain-containing protein RICESLEEPER 2-like. Bases 1 to 1521 code for a protein of 506 amino acids. The transcript has a single exon. Gene Ontology annotation, molecular function: DNA binding. The record is from RefSeq and is a predicted model, not a curated record. NCBI's taxonomy places the organism in Eukaryota, Viridiplantae, Streptophyta, Magnoliopsida, Sapindales, Anacardiaceae.
AUGGCAUCGGCAGACAGUUCCUCAAGCACCCCUACAUUGGAUGACGUCGACGAUUGUAUUACGGUAAGAGCAGUUGAUCGGCGUAACAUUUAUGGAAGCACAGGUGGUACCGAGCAAAGUGUGAGUAGCCCCGAAAAUGUUGAGAAUGACAAUCAACUAGAGAGGAAGAAGAGAGCGAAGACAUCAGUUGUGUGGUCAGAAUUUACGGAGGUGGUUCUCCCUGGUGGUAUAAGGAAGGGAGAGUGCAUUCAUUGUAAAACAAAGUUGAAAAUCACUGCCAGUGGAAGCACAACACAAUUCAACAGACAUUUGAAAAGGUGUGCAAAGAGAACAACUCACUUGAGGCAACAACAAAUAAAUUUCCCCCCUUCCAAUUCUCAGGGUGGCUCUAAUGUCCUGCCUGCUCUACGGGGCCAAUUCAGUAUGCUGAAGAUGAGGGAAUUUAUUGCACAUUGGGUGCUGAUGCAUGAGCAUCCAUUUUCUAUUGUGGAGGAAGAGGGGUUGAACAAUAUGAUGAAGUACGGGAUUCCUGAAUGGACUCCGAUAUCCCGUAAUACUUGUAAGAAUGAUUGUAUGAAAGUGUUUGAAAGUGAGAGACAGAAGUUGCUGACCCUAUUGAAGGGUGUUAGGAAGAUAAGUCUGACCACAGAUCUAUGGCAUUCAGGCAACCAGAGGAUGGAAUACAUGGUUUUGACUGGGCAUUGGAUUGAUGAUCAUUGGAAGUUUAAUAGACGGGUGUUGAACUUUAUUAAUUUCCCUCCUCCCCGUUCUGGUGUUGCCAUUGUUGAUGCAAUUUUCAAGUGUUUGAUGGAUUGGGGAAUUGAAGCUAAGGUCCACACGAUAUUGAUGGAUAAUCCUUCAAGCAAUGAUGUUGUAGUAAAAGUGUUGAAAGAUAAUUUCCAAGCUAUGGGGAAGCUCAUAUGUGAGGGCAAGAUGUUUCAUGUGAGGUGUUGUGCACAUAUCUUGAACCUGGUUGUUCAAGAUGGUCUUCAUCAGAUUAGACACAUUAUUGAGGACAUCCGUGAUACCGUGUCGUAUAUCAAUUCAUCGGAGAGUAGACUAAAGAUGUUUUCAGAGAUUGUUCAACAACGCCGAUUGCCAUUUCGCAAGCUUAUUCUUGAUUGCAAAACGCGAUGGAAUUCAACAUAUUAUAUGUUGACAACGGCAAUGCAAUUUAGGCGCGUUUUCCCUUGUUUGAAGAAGAGGGAUUUGAGUUAUCAUUAUUGUCCCAAGGAGGAGGAUUGGGACAAAGUUGAGAAAAUUUGUCCUAUUUUGAAGGUGUUUAGUGCUGCGUCGAAUCUGAUAUCAGGGAGUGAUUAUCCGACAUCAAACUUGUUUCUAAAACAAGUAUGUACAAUAAAAAUUAUGUUGGAUAAUAAGAGUCGGGAUGGAGAUCAGUUUAUACAGACCAUGAUUUGGAAAAUGAAAGAAAAGUUUGACAAAUAUUGGGGAGAAUGUAAUCUAUUGAUGGGUGUGGCUGCUAUUUUGGAUCCCAGACUGAAGAUGAGGGUAAUUGAAUAG